Lachnellula hyalina is the source of this 1536-nucleotide messenger RNA. Its product is annotated as Cytochrome P450 monooxygenase. The record is from RefSeq and is a predicted model, not a curated record. The coding region runs from base 1 to 1536 and encodes 511 amino acids. Lineage: Eukaryota; Fungi; Ascomycota; Leotiomycetes; Helotiales; Lachnaceae. Gene Ontology annotation, molecular function: oxidoreductase activity, acting on paired donors, with incorporation or reduction of molecular oxygen; iron ion binding; monooxygenase activity. The transcript is spliced from 3 exons.
AUGGAGCUUUUGACUAGCAUUCAUAUUUGUAUUGCCAUUGGCAUACUUGCGUGCUUCCUGCUGAGAGAGACAUUCAAACCCAAAGAUCAAAAAUGGAGAUUGAGCGGCCCAAGAUACAAGCUGCCACCCGGUCCCGAAGGGACUCCAAUCUUUGGAAAUCUGUUCCAAUUCCUCAAUGCCCGCCGUCCUGGAGGCUUUGUUCCAUAUCUUUCUUCAAUGCGUCAACAUGGAGAAAUGGCCACCUUGCAUUUAGGUUCACAGACAUGGAUAUUGCUCAACAGCAGACGUGUUGCAUCCGAUUUGAUUAACAAACAAGGGAAGAUUACCACUGAGCGGCCAUAUAUGCCGGUCGUCAGUGGGCUAAUCAGUAAUGGCAAGAGAACGGUAAUCAGACAGACGGCAGGGUGGACUGAGGGUCGUCGAGUGAUGCAUCACCUUCUCAGUGGAUCGGCACUCCGAGUCUAUGGCGAUUGGCAAGAAUCGGAGAGUUUGCCAUUACUUCUCUCUUAUCUGGAGCAACCAGAGCGAUGGUAUUUCCACAACUUCCGUUACUCGACCACCGUGCUCUACCGCCUAGUAAUGGGCGGAAAGCUUGAAAAGACCAAAGCUGAGCUUGAUGAUUAUCAGCAGAUAACCAUGGAGUUUGUACAGAACAUUGGUCGCAGUAUGAUUGAUUUCUUCCCUGAGAUGGACAAGCUGCCUCAAGUAUUGAAGCUAUGGCGUCCUUACUGGCAGAAGAUGGGCGAACAUCACCGGGCCGUUUUUCAGCAGUGGUGGGAUCCAAUCUACGCUGCGGUCUGCAAUAAGACAGCAAAGCCGUCAUUCGUCAGAGAUACGUUACUUCAUCCAGAUGUCAAAUACAAAGGCAAUGAAGAAGAAGCGAUGUAUCUAGCAACGUCAGUCAUCGCGGCAGGAGGUGACAACACAAGAAUGACUUUGAAUACCUUCAUCAUGGCCAUGGUCAGCAAUCCAACGGUAUUCGCGAGAGCGCGUGCCGAUAUUGACGCUAUCUGUUAUGGAGAUACCAUACGCUUGCCUGGCCUUAGUGAUUUUACGCACCUUCCAUACGUAUCAGCUAUUAUCAAGGAGGUACUUCGCUGGCGGCCUACUGUGCCAAUAGUGCCCCCUCAUCAGCUCACGGAAGAUCUUCAUUACGGAUCUUAUCUGUUUCCCAAAGGUGUCAGCUUCGUGUUGAACACAAUCGCUAUCAGUCAAGAGUAUGAUGAAGGGGAAUGUUUCAAACCUGAGCGCUGGCUGGAUGGCAAUGAAGACAAUAUCGUGCACGAUCUCUGGGCUUUCGGUGGAGGUCGUCGUAUAUGUGUGGGUUACAAAGUUGCACAACAGGCCUUGUUUGUUGCUAUUACUCGCAUGAUAUUCUGCUUCGAUAUGUCACCCAACGGUCCAUUGGACACCAGGAACCUGAAUCAUAUAACUGUGGAUGAACCGUUCCCCAUCCAAAUGAAGAUUCGUAGCCCAGCGCAUGAGGCAUUGAUACUGAAAGAAAGCGCUCAAGCAACCAAAACCGAAGCAAACUAA